AUGGCCAACCUGGCGAGCUCCAAGAAGCUCCGCAUCGGCUUUAUCCACCCAGAUCUGGGAAUUGGCGGUGCGGAGCGUCUCGUCGUAGACGCGGCCGUGGCACUCCAGAACCUCGGCCACGAGGUCGUCAUGUUCACCUCGCGACACGACCCAGAGCGGUGUUUCGAGGAGACACGUAACGGAACUUUCCCCGUGCAUGUCCUCGGCUCGUCACUGCCGCGCAGCCUGCACCCCAAGCUGCCCAUGACAAUCGUGUUCUCCAUCCUCCGCUCCCUCCUCCUGACGAUCCUUCUCUUCUUGUCGCAGGUUAUUCCACCACCAGCAGGGUUUAUUAACCCCCUCGCGCCACUGGGCAAAUUCGACGUCUUCUUCGUCGACCAGCAGUCCGUCUGCGUGCCCUUCCUCCGCAUGCUCACGGGGACGCCGGUCGUGUUCUACUGUCAUUUCCCCGACAAGCUGCUCAGUGGCGGGUGGGAGAUUAGUGUGGGAGACGGGCCGAUUGACCUCUUGCAGCGGGGCGCGGGACGGCAGAGCCUCCUCAAGCGCGUGUAUCGCUGGCCGAUCGACCGCCUCGAGGAAUACACUACUGCUGACGUUAUCCUGGCCAACUCCAAAUUCUCGUCUCGCGUGUAUGCAGCCGCGUUCCCCUCGCUCGCCAAGAACCCACCCAAGGUGGUGUAUCCCUGCAUCGACGUCGAUGCGUACCAGAGCACCAAGGCGCGCAAGGGCAAGGGCCGAGCGAAUGCCACCGACGGAGUUGCUCUGAUUUCCUCCGACCGACCUACGCUCGUCUCAUUCAACCGCUUCGAGGCGACGAAGAACGUCGCACUCGCGAUCGAGUCAUUUGCAGAGAUCAAGCGCGGCGGCCUUGUUCCGAUGAGUGUUGCACAGAAGCUGCGCCUGGUCGUUGGUGGCGGGUACGACGACGCACAGGCGGACAACCGUGACACUUUGGCGGUGAACCAGGCGCUAUGCGAACGGCUGGGCCUGAGUUACUACGUCCUCAAGGACACGGGCUCGGCGCCACAGCCAGAGGACGUCGACGUUCUGUUCAUCCUGAACUUCACCACCGAGCAGCGCUCUGCCCUGCUGCUAUCGCCGCACACGUUCGCGCUGCUGUACACACCGACGAACGAGCACUUUGGCAUCGUGCCGAUCGAAGCAAUGGCGUGCGGCCUCCCCGUGCUGGCGUGCAACACCGGCGGGCCAACAGAAACGGUCAUCGAGGGUAUCACGGGGUACCUCCGCCCACCAAUGGUGGAGGAGUGGGCACCGGCCCUCGCGGCACUGAUUAACUUGUCAAACGAGGAGCGUGCGCGUUUCGCUAAGAACGGCAAGAUACGUGUACGGGAGCAGUUCUCGAGUGCCCCCCUCGGACGCGAGCUCGACACCGCAUGCCGCCAGGCCGCAGGGUCACCAGACCCACAGACGACUAUUGGCGACAAGUUCAUCCGCUUCGGCGCCAUCAUGAUCGCCAUCUCUGGCGGCAUGCUCGUUAUAGCGCUCGUCAUGGGACGAGAGUAG
Molecule: messenger RNA, 1524 nt
Organism: Cutaneotrichosporon cavernicola
Lineage: Eukaryota; Fungi; Basidiomycota; Tremellomycetes; Trichosporonales; Trichosporonaceae
Gene: ALG2
Exons: 5
Coding region: 1-1524 (507 amino acids)
Cellular component (GO): endomembrane system
Molecular function (GO): GDP-Man:Man(1)GlcNAc(2)-PP-Dol alpha-1,3-mannosyltransferase activity; alpha-1,3-mannosyltransferase activity
Source: RefSeq, a predicted model, not a curated record